CGUGGCUAUGGCGGUGAUGGCGAUGGCGGCUGCGCUGCGGGGACCCGGCGGACGCUUCCGGUGGCGGACACAGGCCACGGCGGGCGGGGUGCGGGGCUCGGCACGGGGAGCCGCAGCAGGGAGGCAGGACUACAAUCUCCUGGUGAUUGGCGGGGGAUCUGGCGGCUUGGCUUGUGCCAAGGAAGCCGCUCAGCUGGGAAUGAAGGUGGCCGUGGUAGACUAUGUGGAGCCUUCCCCCCGAGGCACCAGGUGGGGCCUAGGCGGCACGUGUGUGAACGUUGGCUGCAUCCCCAAGAAGCUGAUACACCAGGCAGCGCUGCUGGGGGGUAUGAUCCGUGACGCUCCCCACUACGGCUGGGAUGUGGCCCAGCCGGUCCUGCAUGACUGGAGGAAAAUGGCAGAAGCUGUUCAGAAUUAUGUGAAAUCCCUGAACUGGGGGCACCGGGUCCAGCUUCAGGAUAGAAAAGUCAAGUACUUUAACAUCAAGGCCAGCUUUGUCAAUGAGCACACGAUUUGCGGUGUCACUAAAGGUGGGAAAGAGACUUUGCUUUCCGCGGAGCAUAUCGUCAUUGCUACUGGAGGGCGGCCAAGGUACCCCACCCACAUCGAAGGUGCCUUGGAAUAUGGAAUUACAAGUGAUGACAUCUUCUGGCUGAAGGAGUCCCCUGGAAAAACGUUGGUGGUCGGAGCCAGCUAUGUGGCCCUAGAGUGUGCUGGCUUCCUCACUGGGCUCGGACUGGACACCACUGUCAUGAUGAGAAGCAUCCCCCUCCGGGGCUUUGACCAGCAAAUGUCUUCCUUGGUCACAGCGUACAUGGCCUCUCAAGGCACCAGGUUCCUGAAGCACUGUACCCCGUCAAGAGUGCAGAAACUUCCAGAUGGCCAGCUCCAGGUCACCUGGGAGGACCUCACCUCUGGCAAGGAGAACACGGGCACCUUCAGCACUGUCCUGUGGGCCAUAGGUCGAAUUCCAGAAACCAGAAGUCUGAAUUUGGAGAAUGCUGGAAUAAACACCAACCCCAACAGUCAGAAGAUUCUGGUUGAUGCUCAGGAAGCCACCUCUGUCCCCCACAUUUAUGCCAUCGGAGACGUAGCAGAGGGGCGGCCUGAGCUGACACCCACGGCUAUAAUGGCAGGAAAACUCUUGGCCCGGCGCCUGUAUGGUCAGUCCUUAGAUGUGAUGGAUUACAGCAACGUGCCCACCACAGUCUUCACCCCGCUGGAGUAUGGCUGCGUGGGGCUGUCAGAGGAGGAGGCCAUGGCUCGCCACGGAGAAGAGCAUGUGGAGCUGCUGCUCUCCACCUCCACCCUGCCCCACCUGGCCCUGCCCUCGGGUACCUCCACCUUCCUGCCACCCCUGCCUCGGUUCCUUAUCUGAGAUUCGUCCAGCGCUCACAGGCCCCCAAUAGCCCAGACUUGGUACUCAGCGCUCACUGGCCCCCAAUAGCCCAGUAACCAGGUACUCACCCUAGAGGAAGGCUGCUUCUGGAAUCUGUUCAGCUGGCCUGCUGUGGCCUGGGGUGGCCCCAGGAGGUGCCCCAGGUGGCUCAGCAGGAUGCAGGAGCCUUUGAAACCUGCCAGGCUGUGCAUGCUGAGAGCCUUCCGUGUGGCUUCAUCUUGCUACUGCAGCAGCUUGCAGACGGACCAGGAGAAACCAGACCCCGUGUGGCCACCAAUGUGGGCCUGGUGUCCUUUGGGAAUGAGUCACUGGGUUCCAGGGCCUGCCCCUUGCCCCAGCGCCCCGGUCCCCUCCAUCAACGGGCCAUGCCUGACAGGCCGGCCUUCCCCCCAGCACUGUAUUUGCUAUUUUUGUUUGAUUCAUCACAAGUACAUGGGGACAUAUGUUCAUGGCAUUCUAUAAUGUUGUUUUAUGUUUCACAAUGUUGAAUGGCCAAAUACCCUUUGUUUGUUUUCUUUUCAAUUCUGUCUUAGUUAGAACAAUAUUCUCUGAAGUUCCAUUAAUUAAUAAUGGCUGUGCAGCACAUGUGAGCGCCCUGCUCAUUUUUUACUCGGCCGCAGCCCCGAACACGCUGUCGAACCCUUCUCGGGUGCUGAAAGCCUUUGUCCGACAGCUCCAGUGUGGCCCGGGGGCCUCCCUACAUCUGCCUCCCCCUCUUUGCUCAAGUGAGGGCCCAGCAAGCACCAGAGUGCCCUCAGGAGGCCAGAGAGCCACUGGGUGGGCUGGACAUCCCCUUCCAAUGUCCGCAGUCACCCCGUCCACUCUGCAACAUCCACCUGGUGUGUACUCCUGGGGGCACCGUGUCCUAUGUUGAGCCUCAGACUGUGACUUGUCACAGUGGACUGCACUUAGCCAAUCUGGUGCCCACUUUGCUACUGUGAUCGGUAGGGGUCUUGGGCCUGGAUUGAAGAGGGUCUGUCCUGCAGACAGUGUGGCUCCAGCCACAGUCUACCUUUGUGUGGGAGAGAGAGGGGUGCUAUCCAUGGCCAGCUGAGCCAUGUCCUUGCCCCAGACCACAACCUGCAGGCCAAGUGGGCAGUUCUGGGCUCCCACUACAUCCACGCAGUUCACUGGACCUGUAAAAUGCCUAUGAGGCUACUGACUCCAGGAAUCGUUAUCUUGUCACUUAGGUUUAUCAUGCAUAUUAUAAACCACUGGAGUUCACAGUGGCAGAACGGGAUGCAUCCCAGUGUUACAUAAAGAUGGUGUGCCUGCGGAAGCCCCCACAGCUGGUGCUGGGCCUGCACUUCCUCGGCCCCAAUGCAGGUGAAGUCACUCA
Molecule: messenger RNA, 2738 nt
Organism: Prionailurus viverrinus (fishing cat)
Lineage: Eukaryota; Metazoa; Chordata; Mammalia; Carnivora; Felidae
Gene: TXNRD2
Product: thioredoxin reductase 2
Exons: 16
Coding region: 8-1378 (456 amino acids)
Biological process (GO): glutathione metabolic process; cell redox homeostasis; cellular response to oxidative stress
Cellular component (GO): cytosol; mitochondrion
Molecular function (GO): flavin adenine dinucleotide binding; glutathione-disulfide reductase (NADPH) activity; thioredoxin-disulfide reductase (NADPH) activity
Source: RefSeq, a predicted model, not a curated record